Messenger RNA from Chelonus insularis, 3037 nucleotides. RefSeq lists its product as uncharacterized. NCBI's taxonomy places the organism in Eukaryota, Metazoa, Arthropoda, Insecta, Hymenoptera, Braconidae. Bases 432 to 1490 code for a protein of 352 amino acids. The transcript is spliced from 6 exons. The record is from RefSeq and is a predicted model, not a curated record.
UCACGAUUUCGAAAUUUUUCAAACUUAUUUGUCAAUAAGACAAUUAAAGUUUUUAGAUAACUAUCUAUUUAUAAAUAGUUCUAGUUGAGUAACAAUAAAAAUGUAAAAAUCAUAUACCAGUCCAAACUCCUUUAUUCUGGUAUAGAUAUCACGUCAGCAAUCAUCAAGAAAGCUCCGAAGAGGGGAAAGCAACAGUCAGCGCCUGCUUGGCAGUUCUAGUACCAUAAUUUGUCUGAAGAGGGCUAUGUUUUCGUAGUGUCAGCCACCGUGUCACCGUGUUGUGCUCAUGUUGAAGCAGUGUUUGCAUUCGCACUCGUCGUUUUUGCCGUCCGUCAUCGUCUCAGUGGUUAUUCUUGUGGUGCUACCGCGUGUUACAGAUAUAAUAUUCAUCUGGAACACAUAAUAAUAGUCCAAAGUAUAAGUUAACAAAAAUGGAUGUCAACUUACUGGUUCAACAAUUCCAGUACGCGAUACCUGUAGGUAUCGUUCUAGUCUGUGCUGUCCUCGUUUUUGCGUUUGGCUUUAAAAAUGCUGAACAGCCACCAUUCGCUCAGCUUUCUGCCGUUUCGGACGUGGACCGGAAACAAGCAAACAAAAAACGAAGUAAAAUAAAGGAAAAGCGUGCUGCAAGUAAUCAAAUUGCUAAUGAAAAAGCAAGCCCAAUAAAAAAGGGAUCUCCUGCAAAGACUGAAUCAGCAAAAAAAUCGGUUUCCAAAGGUGAACAUGAUGAUGGAAAAUUGAAAGAAAGGAAACACGAAAAUAAUACCCAAGUUGAUAACAAAAAAGAAAAAAAUCAGAUAUCUUCUAAAUCUGGAAAGGAAAAUAAAGUCGAGCAAGUUAAGAAUAAGAAGAAUAUGAAGAAUUUAAUUCUUGAGAAACCAGUCGACUUUGAUGAAGGUGACUGGGAACAAGCUUACUCACGUAAAGAUAAGAAAAAGAAGAAAGAAGAAGAGUCUCCGAAAAAGAAUAAGAAAUCUAAGAAGAAUGAGUUGGUGAAUGGAGCUGUUGCCAAAGAAAUCAAUCAAGAAAAGGUUGAGAUUAAAGACAAAGUUGCCAAGGAAACUGAAAAUAAAGAAUUGAAAGAAAAAAAUCAGAAAGAAGUCAUUUUAGAACCUAUUAGUGAUAAUAUUGUGGCUGAACCUAUUAAAGUUGAACCAAAAGAAGAAAUCAAAAAGGCUGAAAAAAUAGAAAAGCCCGACAAAGAAGAUAAGAAAAGUACCAAAUCUAAAAAAACUAAAAAAUCUAAUGAAACUGAAAAUACUCAAGUAUCCAAUGGAGCUCGAGUUGAGAAGGAAUUAUCAGAAAAAAUAGUUGAGAAAAAGCUUGAAGAAAACGAAGAAGUUCAAAAGACUGAGCCAGUUCAAGUUAAUAAAGUAAAUGAAGAAGUUUCCGCUGAUAAAGGUGCUCCUGUUUUUGAUGAAUUAGGAGAUGUAUGGACAGAAGCCAAACCUCAAAAGAAGAGUAAGAAGAAAGCCCGUAAAGAUAAUUGAAGAUAUUCGACUCCAAAGUAAUAAUUUUUUCAUAAAAAUUAUUAAAUUACGAAAAGGAGAGAAUAUCGAAGAUAAAAAAACGAAAAAACCUGAUAUUCAUUGAUAUCAGGUGCUCAGUCAACGGAGAGCUUCAGUUAUUGAUUGAGUUAUCAUCAAAAAUGUGAGUCUUUCUUUGCAGUUACUAUUCCAUCAAUUCUGUUUUUUUUAUGCACUCAAUUUUGACUAUUUUUCUACAACAAUCAAAAUGAUAAUUUGAUUGUAAUAAGUGACUACUUGUUACAAAAAUCAACCGUUUAAUAUUAAGUGAUUGUUAUUUAAAUUCGUAUAUUAUCGAUUGAUUCCCAUUCCCGAUAAUUCAAGAUUUUUUGAAUAGUUUUCAUUCUUGUUUCGAUUUUAUAAUUUAUCGUUUGGUAUUAAUGACUUUAAAAAACUUUUUAAUUAGAUUUAUUAGGUCUAAUACGAUACAAUAUAAAGCUCAAAAUUAAUUUGUGAUCACUACGGAGGUAUUCUUGAAUAAGAGAUGAUGGAGUUAUAAUUUGAAUUAUUUUCAAAUUGAUUUAAACAAUUUAAUUACUCUAUUCAUUGCUAAUUAUUAAAUUAUUUUUUCAUGAAAUUUAGUAUGUACGAAAUUUGAAAAAAGAUAUAAUUAUCUUCUCGAUUUAUUAACUAAUUGAUUUAAAAGAAAAUCAUGAAUUAAACUCAAUAAGUUUAAUAAAUAGUCAUACUAAUUGUUACUUCAUUUAAUAGGACAGUAAUGAAUGGAACUUAUUCGAAUAAAUAAUUUCCAUUCAUAAUACGAUAAUAUACAACAUUAAAUAUACUUGGUGGCAGCUAAAAAAUUUAAUUUUUGCAUAUGCUGUUGCAAAAUUGUAAUUAUUACUUUUAUUACAGUUGUUAUAAAUUAUAUUUAAUGAACACAAUGAUUUCUUUAAUAAGGAAAAAACAGAAAAGAUCAAUAAAAAUUAUAAAUAUAGAUAGACGUAUAAAAAUAUUCAAGAAUAUACACUCUUGCGUCUAUUUAAAAUCAAAUAAGACCGAUUAUUUGAAGUAUCUUGAGCAUACAGAAUAUUCUCUCAGUCCUUCAUUGAUGAGUAGAUUACUAUUUUGUGAUAGCAACAAAGAACAGCCAACAAAAGACAUUAAAUAGUAAAUGUGAAGAUAAUGCAACAAUGUGAUAAGUGUACUCGAUACCUGAACUUUGAAUGACACUUAUUUUUUUGCUCUAUCAUUCACUUCUCAAUUAAUAAUCCUAUAUAACUACAUAAAUAUCAUUCAUUUAAGACUAUAAAUAUUCUUCACAAUAUUAAAAGGAAUGUAUCUGAAAUACUUUAUUUCUUUCUUGAUCAUUUUUUUCAUAGUGAUUCGCUGAAGAUGAUUUGCUAGAAAAAUUCAGUAGAAACGAUUAAAAUACUUUUACGAUUUUUCUUUGUUGAUUUCUAUUUUGAAAUAAGAAUAGAGAUGAUGAUCAAUAGUGAAUGAAAUAUUUCUUGUUGGAUAUUUUCUUGUUGAAAUUUCAAUGAAUUAAUUUAAUUUAAAAUAUAUUUUCU